This is a messenger RNA of Cajanus cajan (pigeon pea), 1870 nucleotides long. RefSeq names its product DUF21 domain-containing protein At4g14240. Lineage: Eukaryota; Viridiplantae; Streptophyta; Magnoliopsida; Fabales; Fabaceae. The record is from RefSeq and is a predicted model, not a curated record. Gene Ontology annotation, cellular component: cytoplasm. Gene Ontology annotation, biological process: magnesium ion homeostasis; intracellular manganese ion homeostasis.
UUUCUUUUUUAUUUUAUCUGAACAGAGUAUAUCCCCAAAGGCAAAGCGAUGACGAAUCAUGGUAGACUUUGAUAAAUAACAAAAUAAUUAUUGUGGGUGAAAGUACGCGUUUAUGGUGGGAUCUGCGUUUAGUUUGCGAUGCAGUGCGUAUGAUUGGUCGGAGACGUGACCUAGCUCAUCGAACGACUUCAACAGGUGAGAAGAGAAUCGGAAUCGGAGUGAGACGAUGAGGGCGGUGAGUGCGUUAAUGGUGGCUCGGAUGCUGACGCGGGACCACUCCCUCGCCAACGAAAGCAUAGCCUUCGGAUCUGUGUGGUGGUUCGUCUACGCCGGAAUCUCCUGCUUCCUCGUCCUCUUCGCCGGAAUCAUGUCCGGUCUCACCCUCGGCCUCAUGUCUCUCGGCCUCGUCGACCUCGAGAUUCUCGAGCGCAGUGGUUCUCCUUCUGAGAAAAUGCAAGCCGCGGUCAUACUUCCCGUGGUUAAAAAGCAGCACCAGCUUCUGGUUACUCUGCUUCUCUGUAAUGCUGUCGCCAUGGAGGCUCUGCCGAUAUACCUAGAUAAACUAUUCAAUCAGUUUGUUGCUAUCAUUCUCUCUGUAACUUUCGUCCUCUUUUUCGGGGAGGUUAUUCCUCAAGCAAUUUGUAGUAGAUACGGUCUUGCUGUAGGUGCCAACUUUGCAUGGCUAGUGCGGAUUUUAAUGAUUAUCUGUUACCCGGUUUCUUAUCCAGUUGGAAAGGUUCUGGAUUACCUAUUGGGGCAUAAUGAGGCUUUAUUUAGGCGAGCUCAGUUAAAAGCUCUUGUCUCCAUUCACAGCCAGGAGGCUGGGGAAGGUGGUGAGCUUACACAUGAUGAAACAACAAUUAUCAGUGGAGCUCUUGAUUUGACUGAAAAGACUGCUGAGGAGGCUAUGACUCCUAUUGAAUCAACAUUUUCUUUGGAUGUUAAUUCAAAAUUGGACUGGGAAGCAAUGGGAAAAAUUCUUGCUCGCGGGCACAGCCGUGUUCCUGUGUAUUCUGGAAAUCCAAGGAAUAUUAUUGGGCUUCUUCUGGUCAAAAGUCUUCUUACUGUACGACCAGAGACAGAGACCCCUGUCAGUGCUGUAUCCAUUCGGAGAAUUCCACGGGUUCCAUCGGAUAUGCCUCUCUAUGAUAUACUAAAUGAAUUCCAAAAGGGCAGUAGUCAUAUGGCUGCUGUUGUUAAGGCUAAGGGAAAAGGCAAAGAAACUCCGCAAAUCAUUGAUGAAGAGAAAAAUGAAGAAAACAAUAGUGUUGGUGGGGAUUCACAGUUGACCACUCCGUUGCUACAGAAACAGGAUGAGAAAUCAGGAAGUGUUGUUGUUGACAUUGUCAAGCCUUCAAAGCCUUCCAGCAUUAAUAAGCUGAUGCAACGUAGUGAUAGCACAACGAAUGGUCCCUCUGCAGAAAAUAUUGAAGAUGGUGAAGUGAUUGGUAUUAUUACUUUGGAAGAUGUAUUUGAAGAACUUCUGCAAGAAGAAAUUGUUGACGAGACAGAUGAAUAUGUUGAUGUUCAUAAGAGAAUACGUGUUGCUGCGGCUGCAGCUGCUUCCUCGGUGGCCAGAGCUCCAUCAGCACGAAGAUUGAGUAGCCAAAAGGGAGCAGGAGGCCAAAAUAAGCCAGGGCAAACUCCGAAGAAAUCUGCAGAAGAAAAUGGAUUGAAUUCUACGAAGCAAUAAGUGAAUUCGUGUUAUACUCCCAGGAGAGUUCUUCAGUCAUUUGAUCCUAUGAUUUAUCAUAUUAAUAACUCUCCUUUCUUAAGGGCUCAAACGGAUGUAUUGCUAUUUAUUGUAGUAGAAAUGUUGAAGGUUAUUAAGCUAGUGCCGCUUGCAUAUCUGCUGCAAUUUUAUGUUCGA